Molecule: messenger RNA, 3449 nt
Organism: Colletotrichum destructivum
Lineage: Eukaryota; Fungi; Ascomycota; Sordariomycetes; Glomerellales; Glomerellaceae
Product: Putative transcription factor, MADS-box
Exons: 4
Coding region: 854-2830 (658 amino acids)
Biological process (GO): positive regulation of transcription by RNA polymerase II
Molecular function (GO): protein dimerization activity; DNA-binding transcription factor activity, RNA polymerase II-specific; RNA polymerase II cis-regulatory region sequence-specific DNA binding
Source: RefSeq, a predicted model, not a curated record
CGGGAUUCGUUUACCAUCCAUCCCUUGUUACUACUUCUCUUACCAAGGUGCUUGCCUGCUGAUACUGCACCGCGCUAAACUGCUCUGCCCAGUGCUGCUCCCGCUCCCCGACAAUUUCUGUUCUUGCAUCCUUACUGGAUCAUUUCUGGCUACGCACACUCUUUCAUCUCUCACUCUCACCCUCACUCUCGCUGCUUGCCCUGCCUCACGACUGGUACCACCUGCACGUUGCGACUGAGGUGCUGCGCUGCUGCACUGCACCAAGUAGAACUGCUGGUCCCCUCCACUACCCACUCCCUCCCAUCCAUCAUUCUUAUUUUUCCCCCUUCCCUCCUUCACUGUCUGUCUUCCCACACCCAGCAACGUGAACACGAUCGCGUCUAUUAUUAGAAUCAUCCACGCCAGAUUCAGCCCCAUCGACCUGCACCUCACAACGCGACGCCUGUCCAUCCCAGACCUGUCGCAUCUGCGCUUGUAAUGGGAUCAAUUGCGCAACGACAGCCCAAGAGACAGGCCAUUUAGAUAAAAGCGAUCGGCUUGCUCUGGCUAACUCUUGUUUCCACUCGCUCCGUUGAUCGGCUAAGCUUGCCGCUCCGACAAGACAAACCCAGCUCUACUUCCGACCUUCCACGAGCCCCCCGUCCUUUUGAGACCCAUCCGGUCUUUCUCCUCGUUCUCCUAGAGCCAGUCGACGCAUCCUCAACCGCAACGGCUGAGACCUCGCCGCCGCCGCCGCGCCAUUGCCAAUCGGCAUCCGAGUCGCUCGCCUCGAUAUUUCUCUCCGGCCCGGUACCAACGCGCCCAGUCGUCUCGAACCUAUUCGCCAACCGCUCACCAGAGCAUCUGGAUCAAAAUGGGACGCAGAAAGAUUGAGAUCAAAGCCAUUAAGGAUGACAGGAACCGUUCUGUCACCUUUUUGAAGAGGAAGGGUGGCCUGUUCAAGAAGGCGCACGAGCUUUCCGUCCUGUGCUCCGUGGACGUCGCUGUCUUCAUCUUUGGCAGUAACAAGAAGCUGUACGAGUACUCUUCCACAGACAUGCGGGAGAUGAUCACCAGGUAUACCUACCACGGUGGCCCCAACGAGCAUAAGGGCCCCUCAGAUUUCAACGGCGGCAACGACGAGGACGAAGAUGAGGACCCCGAAGGCACGCCGCCGCAGGAGCCUCAAAUGAUCCCUCCUCAGUUCCAAGGGCAAGCUUCUUUCCCCCACAUGCGACACCACACGCCGUCAGCGUCUCCUCCCAUCCCGAACGGCAUGUCUUUUCAGCAGCACCCUGGCCAUCCCGUGCAACGCGGCCACACGCCGCAGCCUAGCAUGGGAUCGCGUCCUGCUUCUCGACAAGACAUUCGCCGUAUGGGACCGAGUAUGGGCCCCCAGCCCGUCGGCCCUGGAUCUCAGCAACCCCCCGUCAACGGCUUUGCGUACAUGCCUAACCCGGCCAUAUAUAACCCUCAGAACCAAUCCAACAUGCCCCCAAACAUGCCUCACGGACUCCCCCAGCAGCAUGGCCCUCAAUACCCAUCGUAUCCCCCUAGCCACCACCCCCCGCACAUGCAACAGUACAUGGAAGAUCAGCGCCGCUCCAUGCCGCCCAGCUACCCGCAACCGCAAGGUCAGCAAGGGCCCGGGCCUCAAGUUUCUCGGAUCUCGCCGUCUCCGCCACAGCCUCCCACCCAGCAGUUGCCGCCGCAACCGCCUCAGAUCACACCCCCGCCACCACAGCCUCAGCAGCUUGACCAUCAGCAUCAGCAGCCGCAACAUUCGCCUCAACUCCAGCAGCAGCAGCAACCGCAACCUCCACAGCCUCAACAGCAGCAGCAAUCCCAGGCGCCGCCGCCGCCGCAAUCCCAGGAGGCAUCAAUGCCGGCGCCAAUGGAACCGCGAUCGGAGCAACAAGAGCGACCCCAACCACCACUUCUGAAUACGGACAGCGCAAUUAAGAAGCUACCGCAGCGCAAGCAGCACAGCAUCUUCACGCCUAUUGACGAGAACCGCUCCAUUCUAUCCCAGCAUCUGGCCUCGUUCGCCUCCGAGCAAAACAGCAUCAAAGUAGAGUCUAAUCGCCCUCCAUUCCCUGAUCAGAGCAACAUCAAGAUUGAGGGCAAUCGGUCCCAGUCCGUCGAUGUCGGCGCCGUAUCCCGGACCAAUGGUUCCACGACGUCUCCGCCUAUACCUUCACGGGCCAGCACUCAAUCUCUAAGUAAGACCCGAAACAUUUCGGUAUCGUCAAUUCCAGAGACAAUGUUUACUCCGCCGUCUCGCACCAACAGCAUGAAGCUUGGAGGCGGUGCGCGGCCGCGUUUGAGGGUGGAGAUUCCCGACGAACCUUCGGAUGGCGGUAGCGCAACUGCCGAGUCAAACUCUCCUCGCAACUCAACCGACACUACAUCCCAGACGACUCGGCGCCACGCAUCCGAGUCACAUUCUUCUGGCAUGGUGCUGCCGCCACCAUCCCCGUCAGCCCAAACGCUUUUGUCGGCUGGCGCUACGGGCCCGCCAAACCCGUUUGCCCGCCCGCCUCCCCAGCAAAACAAUAACAUGAAUAUUGACACCCCCGUGUCCGCUCUCCCAUCCCGAUUCUUGAACAACGAGUUCUUACCCAGCCCCAGCAGUUUUUACCCGGAGUGGUAUUCGCGGGGCGGCAGCGACAGCAACACGCUGCCUAGUCCUUUGAACUUUGCGACUCCCGUUGUCGGCUCAGGUCCCAGCUUCCUAAGGGACGACAACAACACGGGCACGAAGCGCAAGAGCCCCGAGAUCAGCGUAAGCGGACCACACGAGGGUCCCGAGGUUGGCAACGAGCCCAAGAGAGUGCGGGUCGAUUCGUGAUACCAUUUCCCCCUUUUAUUUUACCGCUUUGGCUGUACCAUUCAUCUGCAUCCUGGCCUCUUUCGGCCCAUUACGGAGUGCAUUUGGUUCUAUGAUACCUCUGAUAUUUUUUACUUCACGGCAUAAGCGUCACGUAGAAUAUUUAGUUCACAUUCUCUUCUAUACAUAUCCGUGUCGGCGGAGGGUCACGCUGCAUCGACAGGCGCAAAACAGGGGUUAUGGACGAGUGCUACUUUGUUUUUCUUUGUCCCUUUUUCUUUCACUUUGGAUUGGCGGGGGACUACUCGCCAUCUCCGGAACGGCUUAGGGUUCGUGAUGUGCAUACGGACAUGUGAGAUGACUGCGAGCGUGGAAAAGGCUGGCUUACAGCGAACGGUGGAAGACCCAACGGGCGCAUUGUUUAAUUCCUGUGGUAUACUAGGGCAGUGGUUGAUUAGUUCGAAUGAGUUGUUUGAUCUGGGCCCUCUGCGUGUUCGUCCAGACUACCUUGAGACAUGACUUGCAGACCGGCCAAGAUCUUGGCGGCAGUGACUAUGGGGUCGACUUCCGGCGCGGCCUGCAGUUGCACUAAUAACAAUGUAAUUCAAUAUCCCGAACUUUCCAGUCUUGGGAUGACGAG